AUGGAGAAGAAGUUUGGAAUGGAGAAGAAUCUACUAAUUAAGGAAGCAAAAGAAGUUAAGGAGGGUGGAGAAGAAGUUAGGGAAGGAGAAAAAGUGAAGAAUGAAGAACAAGUUAGGGAAGGAGAAGAAGUUAAGGAUGGAGAACAAGUUAGGGAAGCAGAAGAAGAAGUUAAGGAUGGAGAAGUAGUUUGGGAUGGGGAAGAAGUGAAGGAAGGAGAAGAAGUUAAGGAGGAGGAAGAAGAAGUUUUGGAUGGAGAAGAAGUUGAAGAUUGA
This is a messenger RNA of Sphenostylis stenocarpa, 273 nucleotides long. Lineage: Eukaryota; Viridiplantae; Streptophyta; Magnoliopsida; Fabales; Fabaceae. The record is from the annotation of a GenBank genome assembly.